This is a messenger RNA of Lactuca virosa, 573 nucleotides long. The record is from the annotation of a GenBank genome assembly. NCBI's taxonomy places the organism in Eukaryota, Viridiplantae, Streptophyta, Magnoliopsida, Asterales, Asteraceae.
AUGGAACCAUUUCCUAAUCCACUCAUCAACUCUAAUCAUCUUCCAUUUCUCUCUUGUCUUUCAAGUUUCAACCUCAAUAAUCCACCAUUAAUGACUCUUCAAGCUUCUUCAAUGGCUCCAUCCUCUCCAGUGACCAUACAACGAUCACCAUGGCACUCACCAGUACCCUACCUGUUUGGAGGGUUAGCUGCCAUGAUGGGUCUCAUUGCCUUCGCCCUCUUGAUCCUCGCAUGCUCCUACUGGAAGAUCUCAUCCGAAGCCGGAGACAGAGACCUUGAGGCCGGAGAAGGAGACGCAGACGGCGACUCCAAACCCGGUAAUCACAAAGAAAAGGAAACUCCUGUUUUCGAAGAGAAGUAUCUGGUAAUAAUGGCGGGACAAGAUAAACCGACGUUUUUGGCAACACCCAUAUCCAGCAGAGCGUCGUCGUUUGGUAGCUGUAGUUCCUGUGGCAACUCAACGGUGUCGACGGAGACAUCGUCGGUGACGGAGGAGGAAAAAGAGAAGACUUGUGAUCAGUUACAAGUAACGAAUACGGAGAACCAUGAGACAGCAGAUCAAGAGCUUUCUUAG